UAACUACUUUGGGUCUUCUUGGGCAGAGUACUUAUGAGGAUCAGGGCAGCCCUGCAGGCUUCUGGAGGACUCCAGUGAGUUUGAACUUCCCUGAGGCUAAUUGGCUGAUGGAUUGCUUAGACUGGUCACCAAGACUGACCAGCCCAGGCCCAAGUAGUUUGGGAGACCCAACCAGGCCAGUCCACUUCACUAAUCUGCUCCUACCCGUACAGCCAUGGAAAAGAUGUCCCGAGUGACCACGGCCCUGGGUGGUAGUGCGCUGACGGGCCGCACCAUGCACUGCCACUUGGAUGCGCCAGCCAAUGCCAUCAGCGUGUGCCGUGAUGCAGCCCAAGUGGUCGUGGCAGGCCGCAGCAUCUUCAAGAUUUACGCCAUCGAGGAGGAGCAGUUCGUAGAGAAGCUGAACCUCCGUGUGGGCCGCAAGCCUUCACUCAAUCUGAGCUGUGCUGACGUGGUCUGGCACCAGAUGGAUGAGAACCUGCUGGCCACAGCAGCCACCAAUGGUGUAGUGGUCACAUGGAAUCUUGGUCGGCCAUCUCGAAACAAGCAGGAUCAGCUGUUCACAGAACACAAGCGCACUGUGAACAAAGUCUGCUUCCACCCCACUGAGGCCCACGUGCUGCUCAGUGGCUCCCAGGAUGGCUUCAUGAAGUGCUUUGACCUCCGCAGGAAGGACUCUGUCAGCACCUUCUCCGGUCAGUCUGAGAGUGUGCGGGAUGUCCAGUUUAGUAUCCGAGACUACUUUACUUUUGCCUCCACCUUUGAGAAUGGCAAUGUGCAGCUCUGGGACAUCCGCCGUCCUGACCGAUGUGAGAGAAUGUUCACAGCCCACAAUGGGCCCGUCUUCUGCUGUGACUGGCACCCUGAGGACAGGGGCUGGCUGGCCACAGGUGGACGCGACAAGAUGGUGAAGGUCUGGGAUAUGACCACACAUCGUGCCAAGGAGAUGCAUUGUGUGCAGACCAUCGCCUCAGUAGCUCGUGUCAAGUGGCGGCCUGAGUGCCGCCAUCACCUGGCCACAUGCUCCAUGAUGGUGGACCACAACAUCUAUGUGUGGGAUGUGCGCCGGCCCUUUGUGCCGGCUGCUAUGUUUGAGGAGCACCGAGACGUCACAACAGGCAUUGCCUGGCGCCACCCACACGACCCCUCCUUUCUGCUCUCUGGCUCCAAGGACAGUACUCUGUGCCAGCACCUGUUCCGUGAUGCCAGCCAGCCUGUUGAACGCGCAAACCCUGAGGGUCUCUGCUAUGGUCUCUUUGGGGACCUAGCCUUUGCUGCCAAGGAGAGCCUUGUGGCUGCUGAAUCGGGGCGCAAACCCUAUGCUGGUGGGCGCCACCCCAUGUUCUUCAAGCGCAAGCUGGACCCCGCUGAGCCCUUUUCAGGACUUGCCUCCAGUGCCCUCAGUGUCUUCGAGACAGAGCCUGGUGGUGGCAGCAUGAGCUGGUUUGUGGACACAGCUGAGCGUUAUGCUCUGGCCGGUCGGCCACUGGCAGAGCUCUGUGACCACAAUGCGAAGGUCGCUCGGGAGCUCGGCCGCAACCAGGUGGCACAGACGUGGACCAUGCUGCGGAUCAUCUACUGUAGCCCUGGUCUGGUGCCCUCCGCCAACCUCAACCACAGUGUGGGCAAAGGCAGCUCCUGUGGCCUGCCACUCAUGAACAGUUUCAACCUGAAAGAUAUGGCUCCAGGGCUAGGAAGUGAGACAAGGCUGGACCGAAGCAAAGUGGAUUCACGGAGUGACACAGUUCUCCUUGACUCCUCUGUCACGCUCAUCACCAAUGAGGAUAACGAGGAGACUGAGGGUAGUGAUGUGCCUGCUGACUACCUGCUGGGUGACGUAGAGGGCGAGGAGGAUGAACUUUACCCACUGGACCCAGAACAUGUACACCCUGAGGAGCCUGAGUACGUGCUGCCACAGGAAGCCUUCCCGUUGCGUCACGAGAUCGUGGAUACACCGUCCGGGCCAGAGCACUUGCAAGACAAGGCCGACUCGCCGCAUGUGAGCGGCAGUGAGGCGGACGCCGCCUCUCUGGCACCUGUGGACUCCGCCUUCUCCCUCCUCUCCGUCUCACAUGCACUCUAUGACAGCCGCUUGCCGUCAGACUUCUUCAGUGCACUAGUGCGCGACAUGCUGCGCUUCUAUGCAGAGCAGGGAGAUGUGCAGAUGGCUGUGUCUGUCCUCAUCGUGCUGGGUGACAGAGUGCGCAAGGAUAUCGAUGAGCAGACUCAGGAGCACUGGUACACAUCCUACAUUGACCUGCUGCAGCGCUUCUGCCUCUGGAAUGUGUCCAAUGAGGUGGUAAAACUGAGCACCAGCCGUGCAGUCAGCUGCCUCAACCAGGCGUCCACUACCCUGCAUGUCAACUGUAGCCACUGCAAGCGGCCCAUGAGCAGCCGGGGCUGGGUCUGCGACAGGUGCCACCGCUGUGCCAGCAUGUGUGCUGUCUGCCACCACGUGGUCAAGGGUCUGUUCGUGUGGUGCCAGGGCUGCAGCCAUGGUGGCCACCUACAGCACAUCAUGAAGUGGCUGGAGGGCAGCUCCCACUGCCCUGCUGGCUGCGGCCACCUCUGCGAGUACUCCUGACUUGGGAUGCCGUGCGGCCAGGCACGCAGACCCUUGCCCGUUUCUUGUGCUGAGAUGGAAGGGGCUGGAACCUGUGAAUCCAAUAAAAGA
Castor canadensis (American beaver) is the source of this 2674-nucleotide messenger RNA. The record is from RefSeq and is a predicted model, not a curated record. Lineage: Eukaryota; Metazoa; Chordata; Mammalia; Rodentia; Castoridae.